Molecule: messenger RNA, 1906 nt
Organism: Dreissena polymorpha
Lineage: Eukaryota; Metazoa; Mollusca; Bivalvia; Myida; Dreissenidae
Exons: 2
Coding region: 148-1293 (381 amino acids)
Source: RefSeq, a predicted model, not a curated record
CAGUUAUUCAAGCUAUGAGAGUUGGACAUUAAGAGUUGCUGUGUUACAAGGCAUUGCCUGAGACUUCCAACGAUGCGUGACAUCUGAAAGGAGGUUAGCUCCCAGCAAGUUUAAGAACAUCGUCGUGGGUGUGCUUUCCUAUCAGUCAUGAGUGCGUAUUUACUGAAACGGAAAGGGUUAUCAUUGAUAGUGGCCUUUGCAUUGAUUGCUGUAGCACUUGUCCUGAUGAGGCCACAAUACCUUCUUCCAUGGAAGACACUAGGGACGCUGGUAGAAGAUAUAACACCAAAUAGAAAACCUAUAUAUGAACUUAACAUUAGUGACAUUAGUAAGAUACAAACCGAAUUGUUAAUUGCUUCUGUUCAUAUAGACAAAGGUUACUCUAAAGAAACAGCCAUCAUAAAUGGUGACAUUAAGAAAACAUAUGUUACACAUAUGCCGGAGUUCGCUUCAAUAACGAUAUCAUCGAAACUAUCAUCUUUAGUGAGAAUAUUCGAUAGCAAAAAAAUGUCUUUACAUAUAUCAGUGGCUGAAAACAAAUGUGUGAACUUAAGGAUUCGAUCUGAUCUUCAGUCGCCCAUUUGUGUGUAUGAUAAAGAAAGUGAUAAUUAUAUAUCAGGGUCGUUGCUGUCUAGUGGAACUUGGGAGGGUUCUCAGAUGGCAAUGGUUGUUAGGUUACUGCAGGCACAUAGUGAGGUAGAUGUUUUAGACCUCGGUUGUAAUAUCGGUGUUUACACUAUUCUGGCCGCUAAAAUGAACCAUCGGGUCGUUUCUGUUGAUCCGUCGAGGAUGAAUUUAAUGCUUCUUUCGCGAUCACUAAAACUUGGUGAAAUUGAUUCGAAAGUGACUUUGCUGUGGAACGCUGUCGGCGACAGGGUGCAGAAUGUAACUCUUCAUGAAUAUAAAGGAAACAUUGGAGGAACUUUUGUUAAGGCUAAAAGUGACAAAGACGACGAGAACCAGAUUGACGAAUUGCAUCGAGCAGUUGCCGUGACACUUGAUCACCUGAUACCUCUGUUCGCAAACAAACCAAUUUUCAUAAAGAUGGAUAUCGAAACAUAUGAGUGGAAUGCAUUAAAAGAAGGCGAACGCUUUUUCAAAUCAACAAAUGUAAGAUUCGUUUUCAUGGAGUGGGUCGCUCAUAGAAAUAAACAAAGCGCUAAUGACAUUAUUAAUUUUAUGUACAAAUUUCAUCUAGUGCCUCAUCAGAACGACAACGUAGGGUCACGCUUACAGCUGAAAUCAAAUGCCACUUGGCCGGGCGAAAUUUUGUGGAUGAAAAUUGUGAAAUAAAAUUUGUACUUCUAACCACCAUAUACAGAUGUGUAAUACUUUUCAUGCAGUUAUGUUGGAGAUUUAUGUUGCAUUGGUUUGAAUUCGUAGAAUAUCAAGCGAGAAUGUAAAUACAACUGCCGGGGAAAAAUAAAACAUUAACUGGACGAAUAAAAAUAGCAGUUUAAAUCAUUAAGCAUAACCAUCCUGACAAGCAAUGCUAAUUUUCCCCUUGUAAAACUGCUGAAUCUGUUUUAAUUGUGUUACUUGUUUAAACUUGUAUUUACCAUAUCUAAUAGAUUAAUGAGCCAAUUUACUCAUGGUUACUGACACGACGUGUGUAAUAAUGCAGUCGUCAACACUUGAUUGUUUUAUUUACUCAUGCUUAUUGAUAAGACAUCCUGCGGAUGUAAACAGAUGAUUGUUUGAUUUACUCGUUUAAAUUUAUAUGACGUUGGUAAUACUACAACUGUUAACAGUUGAUUGCGUUAUUUACGCAUAUUGACUGAUAUGACGUAUGUCGUACUGCAGCUUCAGCCGAUUUAUAAUAAAAUUAAUGGUCGUGUUUGACACGUUAAAAUGUACAUUCAUUGUGACUCUUCUUGACAAAAACCAGAUAAAGUUAACAUACUUA